AUCUUCAGUCGGCGAAAUUAAUGACAAUGUCGUGUCCAAAUAAUAACAAACCCAUAGCGAUUGACUUGUUUUCAAAAUAUUUUUCCUCAAGAACCUCAAGAACGAAAAGUUCUUAACAUUCAUUUGCUUAGCAAAGUGUUGAUAUCUCGAACGACGACGACAUUCAGAUAAUUAAAUCAACGUCCAAGUAAUGUUACAGCGAGACCAUGUUCGUGAGGUCAACCAUUUGUACUCUGUACCAUUGUGCAUCCAUUGCUACCAAAUACAACACAAAUCUUGCGGCUCUGUAUCCACGAUUCAAUCGUAUUAACGAUAUUCACUUAAAGUCCUACAAAGUAUACCAGGAAGCACCGGACUGGAGACCAUUCGAAAAGAAUUUUUACAGGCCGCCUGACAACAUUCAUCCGAAGGAAGACAUCGACAGAUUUAUUAGCAAACACAAAAUCACUGUCAACGGACCGGCACCAACUCCAAUACUUUCAUUCGACGAGUAUUGCUUCCCAGACUACGUACAAAAUGAAUUAAAGGGCAAGGACUUUACGACACCCACACCGAUCCAGUCACAAUGUUGGCCCAUUGCGUUGAGUGGACAAAAUUUAGUUGGUGUGGCGCAAACAGGCAGUGGCAAGACAUUGGGAUACAUUUUACCGGCCAUUGUUCACGUAAAAAACCAGGAAGCAUUGCAAAAGAGAGAAGGUCCCAUUGCACUGGUUCUAGCUCCAACUAGAGAACUGGCACAACAGAUCCAACAAGUCGCAAAUGAAUUUGGCACACCGUCCAAUGUUCGAAACGCCUGUUUGUAUGGUGGUUCCGACAAACGUCCACAAGUUCAUGCGCUGCAGCAAGGAAGUGAAAUUGUCAUUGCUACUCCUGGACGGCUGAUCGAUUUCCUCGACUCUGGAAUGACGAAUCUUAACCGAUGCACAUACUUAGUAUUGGACGAAGCGGAUCGUAUGCUUGACAUGGGAUUCGAACCACAAAUACGAAAUAUUUUAGAGAGAAUUCGUCCAGACCGACAGACUCUGAUGUGGUCAGCGACCUGGCCCAAAGAUGUUCGUAUCCUCGCUGAAGAUUUCCUCGGUUCGUUUACACAAAUUAAUGUGGGAUCCAUGGAGCUAUGCGCUAAUCACAACAUCAAACAAGUGGUUCAAGUAUGCGAUGAAGCCAAAAAACGAUUUGAACUUCAAGCUCUCAUCCAAAACAUCCACGGGCAAGAUGGACAGCCAAGAAAGAUUUUAGUGUUUGCCGAAACGAAACAAGGUGUCGAUUACAUUGGAAAGUACAUCAAGAGUUGUGGUAUUAAAUGUUCUGUCUUACAUGGCGACAAGUCUCAAAAGGAACGAGAGCAUAUAUUGAAUGGAUUCCGCAGUGGGAUCGUAAACAUUGUAGUUGCUACAGAUAUGGCUGCCCGGGGCUUAGAUGUCGCUGGAAUCAACUGUGUGAUAAACUUCGAUUAUCCAAGUACAUCGGAAGCCUAUAUUCAUCGAAUAGGUCGUACCGGUCGUGGUGGUGCACCUGGAACCGCGCACACAUUCUUUACCGAAAACGAUGCUGAAAGGGCAAGAGAUUUGGUUGCUGUGCUUCGGGAAGCAAAGCAGGAGGUGCCCGAUGGUUUAAUGGAAAUAGCCAAUAGUUGUAGCCCUGUACGAAAGAGAAAAUUAUUUUACGGAAAUCCAUUCAGCAUGGGAAAUCAAAAGUUGAAGCAUGGUGGUGGACAUAACAACUCCAAGAAACAGCGUCGGUGAACAACCAAAGAACUACCGCUUCGGAUGUGGAUUGUGGAGUAAGACGUCUCGACGAUGAUGAUGACGACUUAUCCAUAUUGAUUUAUACCUAGGUGAGAUGUGAUCAGCAAUUGUUUUCGCAAAAAAAUAUCAUGAAGGCAAAGGCUUGUGUUGGUUGAUUUAACAAGGCUGGUAGA
Bradysia coprophila is the source of this 1921-nucleotide messenger RNA. RefSeq names its product ATP-dependent RNA helicase p62-like. Gene Ontology annotation, molecular function: nucleic acid binding; ATP binding; RNA helicase activity. NCBI's taxonomy places the organism in Eukaryota, Metazoa, Arthropoda, Insecta, Diptera, Sciaridae. The record is from RefSeq and is a predicted model, not a curated record.